Corythoichthys intestinalis (scribbled pipefish) is the source of this 2706-nucleotide messenger RNA. Its product is annotated as actin filament-associated protein 1-like 2. Gene Ontology annotation, molecular function: SH2 domain binding; SH3 domain binding. The record is from RefSeq and is a predicted model, not a curated record. Gene Ontology annotation, biological process: positive regulation of DNA-templated transcription; positive regulation of epidermal growth factor receptor signaling pathway; regulation of interleukin-6 production. Gene Ontology annotation, cellular component: cytosol. The transcript has 13 exons. NCBI's taxonomy places the organism in Eukaryota, Metazoa, Chordata, Actinopteri, Syngnathiformes, Syngnathidae. The coding region runs from base 278 to 1963 and encodes 561 amino acids.
UCAUAUAUUUUGUACAUUAUUUUGGCGUGUGUUUGACACUGUUUCCGUGCGCGUGAGCCGAGUCGUUGAACCGAUUUUUUUGUGGCGUCACAGAUAUGACCCCGCCCCAUACACGACUUCAGACUCAGCAACACAGCAAAGCAGCAGACCGCUUGAGACUCAACGCAACUUCUUGACUUUUUUUCAUUCUUGUAUUUUUUGGCCUGAUUUUUUUUUUUUUUUUUAUCGUCAUCAUCAUUCAAGAGAGUAAGGAGCAUCAUGUGUUGAAAGAGACAACAUGGAGAAACAGAAAGUGUUGUCCAAGCUGAUGUGGGACCUCCGGUCCUUCCUGUCGGUUCUCGACUCCGAGAACUUGAGCUACAUCGCUCAAGCCCAGAAGAAGUCCAUCUCAGAGUUGGUGUCGUCUCUGCAAACGCAAGAAACUCCAGCGGAGGACGCCGAAUACGUUGUCAUGAGCUGUCCGUCAUCAAGGCCAGGCGACCAAAAUUCAAGAGAGUCUGAUGUCUGGACGAGAGAUGAGGUUGCAGCGUUGCCAACCCAUCCUGCAGAGGCCCAUCAAAAUACUGCUGGUGAUGAUGAUGAAGAUGACGAAACCUAUGAAGAAGCACAACCCUACAAGGCUGACAGUCACCAGCAUCUUCCAGAAAAUGAGAACAGCUACUACGAGUCGUACGGCGAGGAGGAUGAGGAUGAUGAUGAAGAACACAUGAAGGACAGUGCUCACUACAUCCAGUGGAGUUCCUCUCAGCCUUGUCUCAGACCCCCUCCGGAGUCUCGCCUAUGUGGCUACCUGUGGAGGAGGAAGUGGUUGGGACAGUGGACCAAGCAGCUCUUUAUCAUCAGAAACCACAUGCUGCUGUGCUACAAGUGUGUGCGGGACCUCCUUCCUCACCUUCAGUUGAAUCUGCGCGGCUGCCAAGCGCUCUAUAAACUGAAGAGCAACCGGAAGAUUCCGCACCAACUCAAGCUUGUGCUGCGGGGGGCCGACACUCUUGUUCUGGGAUACGGCAGUUUCCAGCAGGCCGACGAGUGGCGCCAGGUGAUCGAAGAACUUAGUGUUGACGGUGAAGACCAGAACACCAAUGGAAGCAACUCUGAACUUUCUCUGUGGUCCCGCAGGUCCAGCGUACUCCUGACACACACAAACCAGCAAGAAACUGCAUAUCAACGACACAGGAGCAAAGGUGUGGUGAGCGUACUGAUGAAUUGUCAGUGGCAGAGUCUGCUGUGUCAGGUGGAGGCGGGUAUUCUCAACAUGUUUGCAGCCGAAGAGGAAGAAGAAGCCAGCCAGCGGUGGCACGCUCGCUCUCCUCAGUACAAGCUGCAGCUGCGAGGCUGCCGGGUGAAAGCGGCGCCCGACGGCCAGGGGCCACAUAGGAUCACGUUGAGCGUACCGGGCGAGCAGCUGGCCGUGUUGGAGGUGAGCUCGGCAGACGAGAAGCGACGAUGGACGCGCCUCCUAGAAGACGCGGCAGCCGCUUUCCUGGACGAAAAGACGCCACUGCACACCCACGUCAGUGGACACACCCUGAAUACGUACACGGACCAGCCUUUGCGCACCAGUCCAGCACCGCAAGCGGUCUACUCCAAUACCCAAGUGCUGGAGCACACGCUUCAGAGCUCUCAGGACGCCGACUAUAACAGCCAAAGUCCAGACAGGAAAUGGUCAGAGGUGGCACCGCGUGGCAUUCAGAAGUUGGAACUGACGGGCAGAAAGGACGUACGCAUGAGGGCGGGUUCCGAAGCUAACCUGAUGUCGGCGACCCAUCGGAACAAACGCUCGUCUUUUAGACAAUCACUUGCUGUGUGCGGUGAGCGGGCGCAGGCCAGUCUGCUGAACCCUCUCCUACGUCGUACGGCAUCCGUCAAGACCUCGCUGAGAAGAGCUCCGUCAACGCUCUUCAUCGAGCACGGAAAAGUUUUCCAGAGGAGGAAGAAAUGGGAGAGCAAAACUAGCGCUUGACACCAUGUGGCAAAGUGUUUAUUUGAACAUUUAGCCACAUGGCUACACAACCAUAUGACUUCCUCUGAGAUGAUACGACUUUGACACGAGCACCCUUUAACUUAUUGUUUUUGACACAAAGUAACAGAAGCGAUGUGUAUUUAUUUGCUGUUAGUUUGCGGUUUGGUUACUUUCACUGUAAGGUUUAGGAUUCAUUUGUGUGGACGCGCAUCAGAAGUUUGUCAUGAUCAGCGUGUGCAUUUCCUUCACAACCAAAAGCACAAAUCAUCCCUCUUAAUCAUUAAAGUUUUUUUUUUUUUUUAAUCUUAAAGUAAUACUUUGACAAAUAGAAAGUUGAUUGUGUUUAUUGUGUUCAUUGUUCACAUCACAUUCAUCAUCCACGUAAGAAACAACAGCACUACUUCUCUGAAAUUGCCGUACAUUAAAUGAUUAAUAAUAUAUGUAAAUGAGCUGAGAGCACACAGUGAUGUUUCAUUCGAUGCUGAUUAGUUAUUGACCCUGUCACGUGUUAAGAUCACGCAUGCAGCAGGCGUGGAACACAAAAUUCAUUUUCAAAAACAUUCAAAAAUGAGGGGGGAAAAAAACAACAAACGGGUGUUAGUGACUCUUAUCAAAAACGAAGCGCUAAUCUUGUCUUUUGUGUGAAGUCAUCUCUAAAAUCCAUCGUAAAAAAUGCUGAUGCGAUGUCAUCAGUCUACGCCUGUCCAUUUUUUGUCCCGGUCGGUCGAGUCGCUUCAGAGUCA